GUUUCGUGCUCCUCCUCGCCGUCGAGUUUUUGUGAUUAGUCCCCCCAGCCAAAAAAACAACCCCCUCCCUCCCCGUGUUCUUCCAACCAUGAUGGACAACUCGGAAGCCGCGCUCCUCCACGCCGAUCUGCAGUCGGUGAUGGGUGGAUUGACGUUUGACGUCCCGUCGUCUUCUAUGCCCUCCAACACAUCCGCAGCUGCCUUCCCAAUGUUUCCCGGCGGCAUGGCUGCACCCGGUCUGCCGAUGGCUGGGUUUGGCGGAAUGCCGCCGUCCGUGGGCUUUGGCCGCUUUGGCGCCAUGCCCUUCGCUGGCCAACCAAACAACGACGCAAUGUUCUCCAUGAUGAUGAUGUCCAUGAUGGAAGACGGCACUGGUGGCAUUGCGCCGUCCACCUCGGCCACAAGCCAUCUCGCCCAGCACCCGCUGCUCGGUGCGCCGUCACAGCCUCAGGCCGUCCAUUCCGCGCACGCACUUGCAGCGGCUCGUGCUGCGGCCGCAGCAGCAGCAGGGCUGACAUCGAUCGACCAAUUCGAGCCCAGUGCUUUCAACUUUAUGAACCUUGGCACGACCACCACUCUGCCAACGGCCAACGAGUACUCUGGGCACGACAACGCUGGCGGCAACACCACCACCAGCAAGACCGCUGCCGCUGCAGCAGCCAAGAGCAAGAGCACGAGCACACGCACCACAGACGACUUGACAGCAAAGUACAACUUUGCCUUUGACCCGUUCUCCAAGAUGGACGGCGCUGUCGGGCUGUACGCCGCUCAGGCGUCGCCCGUUGGCAGCUACAAUAGCAGCGUGGCAAGUAGCAGCGGCAUGCACCACCGCCCAAACAGCAUCAAGAUGGAGGACGUGUGUGCCGCCUCUCCGCCGGUCGGCCAGUCCCUCGAUGAGAUCAUGUCCACCAUCCAGAGCUUGAACGACGACCCCAUUACCAACAUGAGCACCGCAGGCAGCAGUAUUCGCGGGGAACACAGCGGCAUGCUCGACGACUGUCUGAGCGAGCCCCUGUCGCCGACUGGCGACUUCCCAGACGAUGAUCUUGCUGCGACCCGCCGUAACGCACACAUCCAGGCAGAGCAAAAGCGAAGGAACAACAUCAAAGCCGGCUUUGACGAGCUGCAAGUCAUGAUUCCUGCUUGCCAAAAGUCGCCCGCAAGUCGGCAGUCCAAGGCGACUGUGCUGCACAAGGCCGUCGACUACAUUCAUCAUCUUGUUAAGGAAAAGGUGGCGUUCGUGGACGAAAUCAACCGCCUGCGCAAGGAGGUUGCGGCGCUCAAGCUCAUCAUCAAAAAGUACCAGCAACUCGGCUUUAUCAGCGAGACGGACAUGAAGGCGUUGAUGGGUUCUGGCAGCUCUGCGGUUGCCUCCGCUGGCACUGUCGCUGUGGGCUCGUCUUCCGGUGCAGUUGCCCCGUCAGCAGCCGGCGUUGCUGCGGCAUCAAGCUCGGCAGGCGUGGGCUCGUCGUACGCCGACCAGGUCAAGUUCUUUAUCUUUUGCAACGUGGUGGACUUGUUGUGGGAGUCGUUUAGCGCCAAGGUCUCGCUCGACUCGCCCGAGGAGUUUGCCUCGUCCAUCAUGGCCUGGUUUGACGAGUUCGCCCGGCCCGACAGCUUGCGGGAAAGCUUCCUCUCGUCGCUGCGCAACAUGGGCACGCGAUUCUUGACGGAGGAGUCGAUGCAAAAAGUGCGGCGCUGGUCUGGCGGCCUGUCUGCAUGCACCGAGCGCAUUACCUGCGGUCUCGAGCAUUCGAACUUGCCGAUGGCCCAAAAGCUCGGCGAAACCAUUAGUGGGAUUGCGUCGCUAUUUAGCUACGGUGGUACCAAGGCUGUUACUUCUGCCCCAGUUGUGACUGACUCACCAAGAUCCCAAUCUUAAGGUUUCCCUGCUUUGUGUUUUGCUUUUUGGUUUGUUUCUUUUGGGCGUUGCUUUCUGUUUCUAGCUCUCUCUCUGUUUCUCUCCCCUCUCUCCCUCUCCCAGUUGUUCUCUGCCCUGGUCAUUGUCCUUGUGGCAAGGAAGUGGUUUCCCCCUCCUUCCACUCCUCCCCUCAUUUAUGUGCGACAUGCAAGCGUGUUUUUCUGCAUUUUGUGUGAUGAUUGAUGCUGCACUUUUUUUUUUCCAUUUGUUGAUAAACUCUUUUAAUAUUGCA
Messenger RNA from Capsaspora owczarzaki ATCC 30864, 2153 nucleotides. RefSeq names its product max-like protein X. The coding region runs from base 89 to 1882 and encodes 597 amino acids. Gene Ontology annotation, biological process: regulation of transcription by RNA polymerase II. The record is from RefSeq and is a predicted model, not a curated record. The transcript has a single exon. NCBI's taxonomy places the organism in Eukaryota, Filasterea, Ministeriida, Capsasporidae. Gene Ontology annotation, molecular function: RNA polymerase II cis-regulatory region sequence-specific DNA binding; protein dimerization activity; DNA-binding transcription factor activity, RNA polymerase II-specific. Gene Ontology annotation, cellular component: nucleus.